Messenger RNA from Manihot esculenta (cassava), 2510 nucleotides. RefSeq lists its product as uncharacterized. Lineage: Eukaryota; Viridiplantae; Streptophyta; Magnoliopsida; Malpighiales; Euphorbiaceae. The coding region runs from base 177 to 2264 and encodes 695 amino acids. The record is from RefSeq and is a predicted model, not a curated record. Gene Ontology annotation, molecular function: protein binding. The transcript is spliced from 12 exons.
CCUACGCCAAGUUCCGAAAUCCCACUCGUCUAUUACUGCAUUUGGCGACACUGCCAGUGCACCAACGCUUCCGUUCUCAUUUCUCAUCUCCCCAUUCCCAACCCAACGCCUCGGAUUCUCAACUUUUCUAAACCCCAAUUCCUAAACUUAUACAUAAUUCACAAAUCGAAGUAGAUAUGAAACGGAAGCGUGGACGCCCCAAAAAAUCUGGUGCGAAAAAGCCUACUGUGGAGAAUGUUGAUGAGGAAGCGUUUUUGGACUUCGUUGCCAAAAAUGUCGAUGGAACUUCUGUGCCUGAUCGACCUAAUGAUUAUGGGUUUAGUUUGUAUGAUUCUGAUAGUUCGUCUGCGUCUUCGUCGUCUUCUUCUUCAGGCGAAAGUGAUGGGUUUCAUUUCGAGGGAGGAGUUGGUAGUGGUUUUCAUGAACCAACAACUGAAUGGAUGGUGAACAGACCAGCUAACAAACGUGCUCGACCUAAGAGAGGGGAAGCCUCAAAGAAAGGUACAAGUGCUACAGUUAAGACGUCUAAGGGAAUGAGAUCUUCAAGCAGGAAAGAACUACAGUCGAAGAACCCAUCUCAUUAUUCUCGGAUUAACCAGAAUGAAUUGAAAGCUACCUUAGAGGUGAUUAAGAAGGUUAUGGAAAUGGAUGAGGCUGUACCUUUCAAUGCUCCUGUGGAUCCUGUCGCUCAGGGACUACCUGAUUAUUAUACUGUCGUAGAUAUGCCUAUGGAUUUUGGAACAAUAAGUAGCAAUCUUCAAAAUGGUAUCAAGUACCUGAACGCAGAAGAUGUGUAUAAGGAUGUGGAGCAUAUUUGGGAGAAUUGUCGCAAGUAUAACAAAAAGGGUGACUACAUUGUGUACCUUAUGAAAAGGGUGAAGAAGAAGUUUAUGAAAUACUGGACUGCUUCAGGACUACGAAGUGAUAUUCUGAAGAAGCCUGGUGUGGAUCAAUUGUUUACCAGCAUGAACCAACCUCAACCCAGCCACUGCCAAGCAAGUGAAUCAAAUCAGCCUAGGACAGGCAUUUGGCGGCCUCAGCCUUCUCAGGCAAGUGUAGGUGUUUCUGGUGCAGGCAUGCCACAUGUUGACGCUAGCAAGGGGGGAAGAAGACAUACGAAGAGAUACUCUGAAAUCCCAUCAGUGUCGGGCCCUGGGAGCCGCAACCACCCUCCUAGGUCCCAAAACACCACACUUAAGAGAAAGAAGAGCGGUCGAGGUCCCACUCAAUGCCAUUUCAUGUUUGACUUGCCUGAGGGUGAGCGAAUACUUGUCCCUAUCAACAUGCUGGGACAACCUGUUGGUGCUGAAGCAUCAAAGCUAUCUUCCUUCUUGGGCAUCAUAGCACGAAAUGGUAAGAUGGCGCCACUUAAUUUUCUGGACUGGUCAAGAAUACCAGAUGCAAACAAAGAGGAUAUGUGGCAGCUUGUGCAGAUGAAGUUUGAUAUUGACCCCACGGGCAAAACUUGGGUUAUGAAGUCCCUUGCAUCAAAAUGGAGGAACUGGAAAGCAAGAUUAAAGGCUGACCAUUAUAACCCUCAUACAACUGAUGAGGAACGUUUGAAGGACUGUAACAAAAGAGUCCUUCCUGAUCAAUGGGCAGCCCUUGUAUUGCAUUGGAACUCUGAAGAGGUGCAGUUGCGUUGUGCUAGAAAUAAGGCUAACCGUGCAAAGCAGAAGAGUGCCCAUGCUGCAGGUACAAAGAGCUUUGCAAGGAUACGCGAGGAAGAGCUUGCAAAGAGGGCUGAUGGAAAGGAACUUACUAGAGGAGAGUUAUACAUCCUAACCCGUACACGUAAGGAUGGACGACCUGUGGACAAAGUAGCAGCAGAAGCAAUAACAAAACUCCGUAAACUAGAAGCUCAGAAGCAGCGGACUUCACAUGGCAGUGAUGACUAUGAUGACACCUACGGCCAAGUUAUGGGAAAAGGAAAAGGUAGCCAUAUGCACUUGGUCGGGUUGGGUCCCAGUCCUGCUGAUGUCUGGGGCCAAAAACCUAGCCCUUAUAGUCUUAUGAGGAUGGGUUUGGAGGCCAAAAGAUCAGCUAAUGAGGAGGUAAGCAAGAUGUUAAACAAAAUGGAGGCAAUGGAGCAAAAGUAUGCAUCCCUUGAAGCACAGAUAGUUAAGAUGACUUCAAAUAUGGAGAAUCUGAUUGACAAGAUGGGUGCUUUGGGUUCAAAACAGUUUCCUAAAAAUGCUCCUAAAGAUUUACUGCCACAAGCACAUUCAUCAAGUCAUGCAGUUCAAUCUGAUGAGGUUGACUAGAGACUACAGAGACGCAUGAUGCUCACAGUACUUGCUCAAUUUAUGUUUUGGAACAUCUCUCCCCUUCUGUUGGCACAGGAUAUUAUUGUUAGGCUUGAUGGAUUGAACCUGCCUUUUUGGAUUGGACACAUAAUGCCAACUGCUACACAAGCUUUAUGUAUUUAUGCAUGAAUUGUUCAUAAUCAUGAAUUUUGUUGCUUGUAAUCAGAGUUCUAUAUUAUUUGGUUUUGGAGUGAUUGCUGAUCA